Stylonychia lemnae is the source of this 3702-nucleotide messenger RNA. Lineage: Eukaryota; Ciliophora; Spirotrichea; Sporadotrichida; Oxytrichidae. The record is from the annotation of a GenBank genome assembly.
AUGGAUUGUGAAUUGUGCAAAACUCAAAGAAUCUAUAGUAAAUGCUAUGAUUGCAGAGAUUUUUAGUCUCCCAGCAAAUUAUUUAUAUCAAUAUGCCAGCAGUGCGACCUUCAAAAUCACACUUUAAAUGGUGAUCAGCAAUCCUAAUUGUCGCAUAGAUCGCAGGGAUACAAUGAAAACAACACGCCUGUAAAUGGCCAUACCCAUGUUAGGGUACUCGUUUGCUCUGAAUGUGAAGAGUAAGAUGCAUAUGGAUACUGUAAUGACUGUGAGCAAUACAUGUGCUAGGACUGCAGUAAAUCCAUUCAUAAUAAAGGUGCAAGAAAACGCCAUAUCCUUGACUAACAAAAAAUGAUUGAGAUUGGAUAUAGUACCCCUUAGCAAGUGCAGACAAAGAUAGAAAACUUGAGAACGAGGUCACAACACUAAUAGACCCCAAUCUAAGAACAGCAUUCUCAGAAAAAUCACGACUACAUCUCAAACAGCUCAAGACAGUCAAGCAAGCAAUUAUAAGAAGAUGAAAGAGUGCAGAGUUUUGACAGCUCCAAUCAAGACUAGACAAUUACUCUAUUGCUUCUAGUUUUUAGAGAACAAGCCAUAAAGGGGAAUUUAAUGUUGCCGUAUGAGCAAAUAGUAUAAAUACUUUCAGAUAAUCUUCAAUUGAUAUCUCAAUAAGCGAAAGAUCUGAUUCUAAAAGUAGAAUAAAAAGGAUACAUCUAAACGACAGUCAGAUAGUUUGGAAAAGCCAAAACUCUUACCUUCCUAAGCAUGAAGCUCAGCUUUAUUUCUUUUGAGAGUGUACAGUGGGUGCUUAGAAGUUUACACAAUGACGAGAUGUGUCCCAACGAGAGAGCCGUCUAGAGCAGGGUGAAAGAGGCAUUCGGCAUUAAGAUAAGCGGAUACUUAUGGGAAAUUAUAAUGGAAUUCAUACUCAAAGAUUAAUAUCAGAUUUAUGACGUUGAAAAGACAAUGCAUAUUGACUUGAAGGCUAUCAAUCAGUAAUAUGCUAACUCAUACUUCUCAAUUGACUUUGUGAAUAACUAUGAGUUCAAGUAUUUACACAACUACUUGAAAAGAAUAAUUGAAUACAGCAGAGUUCAACUUGAAGUUGAGGAGACUGAGGAUAACACUUAAGCUUCAUAGAAAACUUUCAACAUUUAUAUAAAAGGACAGUUAUAUGAAGGCUUGGACUAAGUAAGCAUGAAGGAUAAUUCUUAUGAAAACGAUCUAUACAAAGCGUUUAAGAAGUUUUUAGAGGAUUAUUUCUUGGGGAGAGUAGAGUUUCCCAUAGAAAAUCAGCAAGAUGAAGUGCUUAUGAAAUUGCAGAAGAUAAGUUUCGCCAAAAAUAACUAAAAGUCUUCAGGAAGCAACAGUGGAAAUCAUACUUAGAAAAGCUCAUCAGCUUUAGAUAGCAAGCAGAGUCUUGAACCAGAUUUCAAUGAAGAUGGAAGAGCAAUCACUGGGGGAAGGUAUGGGUGUGCCUAGUUUGUAAAAGUAUGUGGACCUUCAUUGAUGAAAAAACAGUCUCUGGGAAGAUUGGCAUAAAUGGCAGUAAAGUAAGCCAUUAUUGAAGUUUUAGCUGAACAAAAAGGGAAGGUUCAAUUACCUCAACUUCCAAAUCUGCUUAAAAGGAAAUUACCAUUCAAGCUAGAUUAUAAUUAACUUGGAUUUGCAAAGUUGAAAGAUCUAAUUAACAGUAUGAAUAAUGAGAUCAAACUGGAAUUGAUAGGUCCUAAUCAUACCUUUGCUUAUUUGAUGCUAUCUGGAAGAUACCAUCAUGAAAAUGGGCAUUCGGAUGAUAUCUAAAAUAUUCCAAGAGACAAAAAUCUUAUAGAUAACAACCAAAAGACACUCUCAGUAGACAUUAAUACUUCAUAAAGAGAUAUAAUGAGCAAUCCUUUUGCUGAUAGUACUCUUUAAUCCAUACUAAAUGCAUUCUAUUAAAUGCUGAUGGAGCAUCCAUUCGGAGUAGAGUCAACUAACAUAAUAAGCUAAGUUAGCAAGUAUCUUGGUUUCUAAUUUGACAUUAAAGAUUAUGGAUGUCACAGCCUUAAUGCAGUAAAAUAAUUAGGUCAAUGGGUAUCAAAGAAGUGGGUCUCAAAGCUCUCAUUCUUUGGGCAAUUCUAAUAGUCAAAGUUCCUUAAACAGUCUGAAUCCUAAUUUAUAACUCCAAUUAAUAGAAGAGUUAUAUCUGGUAAACUUGCAGGAAACACAAAUAACUUCUAUCAGACCUUUUAAGGAAUAGUUCCGACUUAAAUGAAUCAAAAUUUUGACAAUUAGCAGUACUAUAGUAAUCUGUAUUUAGCUAAUUAAUUGAAUCAAUAUGGCAAGCAGAACUAUCCUGAAGGAGAUUUGAAUAGAGUUCCUUCAAGUAGCACUUUUCAUAUGCCUGGAGCUUCUAGUUUUUACGGGAAAGCAAACAGUUCAUAGACUCAUUUGAAUGUGAGUUAGUUUAAAAAUGACUUCGACGUUGAAGUUUCAUCUUAAACUCAAUAAAAUUAGUCAUCUCAAUCUAACUUACAAAUGAACAGGCAACAUUAAUAUCAUAUGUCCUUUGACUAAUAUGCCCUAUAACUCAAGAAAUAGAGUUAGAAUGUCCCUGCACAAGCUUAACAAAACUUUUAACCAGUAAAUCAAAAUACCUAGUAAAGAAAUUUUGGUACUUUUGUAAGUGGAGGUAGUUUCCAAACUGUCCCUGAGAUUUAACAUAAUAGAAGAGUUAAUCAUUCACACGGUGGUGGCCCAAUUUUUCAAAGAAACUUCCAAUAACUAAGUCCAUUUUAUGAGAGAAUGUACAGUGUCGAUACUUAGAAUGAACAAAGGUCAAGAUCGAAUUCACCACAUCACAAUAAGACAAUAAGUUACUUGAAUGUAAACUCUGCAACUAGCUCCUAAGAUUUUUCAACUCUCCCCAUUCAUUCUCAUAACUUUUACCAAAACUCAUAAGCAAUACCAAACUAUCACUAAUCUAAAACUAAAUUGUAAGUGCACGAAGAGGAAAGCAGAGAAUCCUCAAUGGGGACGUCAGAAAUUAAUACAAGUCAUGACAAAAGAAUGGACAAUAAAAAUAGCACUAAUAAUAAUUAGUUGGAUACAAAUGACGAGGAUGAGCAUCUUGCCAUUCACUCUUAACUUAUAGAAGGCAUUCUAGAGGACUAAUAUGAUGAUUUUAAUCAUUAAAAAUCCAUUGAUGAAAUUUCAAUUAAGACAACUGUAGUUCAUACACCUUAGCUUUCCAAGGGUUCUAUGUCUAAUCUUAUUCCUGGUUCAUUUAUUUCAUACCAGCAGCAAAUGCCAAAAAAUCUCUAACCGAAUCCACUUGGGACAAGUCCUUAUGGCAGAAGUGAAUUAACUGAUUAUGAAGAGCAGGCAUUGAUAUUUUAGCAACAGCAAAAUCUUGUAAUAAAGAGAUAGCAAUAGUAAUUACUCUAAUAGUAACAGUAAAUGUAUGCAGCUCAAGGCAUCUACCCAAAUGCUCAAGGACUUUUAUUCUAGCAGCAGCACAUCAAAGCCUUGAGUGAAGAUUUCUCAAACAACAGUCUCAGGAACUAAUUUAUGUACUAACAAUAAUACUUUUUCCAAGAUAAUCACAAUGCUCACUAACAUACCCCAGUAGGUUUACAUAGUCAUCAGUAAAGAAUUAACAUGAUAGAUCCAAAUAGCAUGCUCGGGACUUUUCACCCUGAUAAUCGUCCUAACUGA